AUGGCGCUGAGUUCGAAGAAGUUGAUCGAGAUCCCUAUCCCUUCCCCUUCUCUAACAACAACAAAAGCCCAUCAGUACUUACUACCCAAAACUCGUCGUAACCUUAGUUUUAAAUACAACUCUUAUUCUUCUACUUCUUUACCGUCCCUUAGUUUUUUUAGAUCCAAUUCUUCUUCUUCUUCUUCUCUGCUAUCGACAUUCAGAUGCAAUUCUUGUCGGCCAUCAUCAUCAUCAUCAAAGAAAAUUUUGAAAAUUGAGCCGGAACCAAUUUUCUCCUCUGUGAAAACCUUUGCACCGGCGACGAUAGCUGACGUGGGUCCCCCGGCGACGUGGGAAGGUAUUAUCAUUUGUGAUAUUAUCAAUUGCGCGGUCGAUGGCAUUGGCAAUUAUGUUACCGUGGAAAUCGAUGACGACGUUCCUCCUUCUCACGUAAAAAUCAAAUCCGUUGAAAGCGAGGUCGACUCGCUAUGGAAUUACGACACGCUCGACCCUUCCCUAAAUUCCGCCGGAAUAGCAGCAAUAACCGUCAUGAAAAGACUGGGAAUCGCAUCCGUCGGUAUUUCGCUCACUCUCGAAAAGGGAUUAUCACCGUUAGGGCAAAUUGGAUGUAGCGCUGCUAAUGCUGCUGCUGCUGCUGUUGCUGUUAAUGAGAUUUUUGGCAGGAAAUUGUCCAUCGUAGAUUUAAUCCGAGAAUGUCGAUUCACUGUAUCUGAAUGGUAUAAAGAUUGUCACAUCGAAAAUUUAACGACAGCAUUCAUGGGAGGAUUUGUUCUGAUCAACAGCUAUGAACGUCUUGAAAUAGUUCCUCUUGAAUUUCCUUCUGAGAAGAAAUUGUUUUUCAUUCUAGUAAAACCAGAAAUCGAAACUCAGAAAUGGACAACUACUGUUUUGAAAAGGGAUGAUUACUAUUUAUGUAGUAGUGUGGCAUCUCAGAUGAAUAGACCACCUGGAAUACAUAGUAAGGAGAGGGAGAAGCGUCAGCCAUUGAUUCAUGAUCUUGUAGUGAUGAAGAAAGCUGCGGGAGAAUUCGGGUGUAAAAUAUUUAUGGGUAAUAUGGAAAAUCGCUCGGCGAAGGUGGUGGCAUUUAAGAAAGGAGUAUUCGGUUGUAAGUGGAUUGGAAAUAGGGUUAUUGCAGUCACUGAUGAGGAGGAGGAGGAAUGUAAGGAGAUUGGAAAUCAAAUGGUGGAAGCUUUCCUCAAACAUGGAGGUGUGAAAGCGUCUGCAGUUGUUCACAGUCUUGAUCGGGUUGGUGCCAGGGUUAUUUCUUCACAGCCCCGUACGUAUUAA
This is a messenger RNA of Telopea speciosissima, 1287 nucleotides long. Its product is annotated as homoserine kinase-like. Lineage: Eukaryota; Viridiplantae; Streptophyta; Magnoliopsida; Proteales; Proteaceae. The transcript has 2 exons. The record is from RefSeq and is a predicted model, not a curated record. Bases 1 to 1287 code for a protein of 428 amino acids.